Nymphalis io (European peacock) is the source of this 14953-nucleotide messenger RNA. RefSeq lists its product as uncharacterized. Lineage: Eukaryota; Metazoa; Arthropoda; Insecta; Lepidoptera; Nymphalidae. The record is from RefSeq and is a predicted model, not a curated record. Gene Ontology annotation, biological process: regulation of transcription by RNA polymerase II. The transcript has 6 exons. The coding region runs from base 507 to 12572 and encodes 4021 amino acids. Gene Ontology annotation, molecular function: RNA polymerase II cis-regulatory region sequence-specific DNA binding; DNA-binding transcription factor activity.
UAGUGUUAUUGUUUUGUGAAAAAAAUUGUGAAACUUAACUAAAUUCAAUUCGUUUACUUAAAUAUUUCCUUUCGAUUACUAUCUUUGUUCUUAUAUAUUUAUUUUCUAUGUGGAAUAUGACAGUCAUCAGCGCGGUGAUAUCCACUGAUAUCGGCCAGGAGUUUCAACAACCUGGCUGUUACUCGGUUCCGCUGUGAAAUCGUUCGUAGCAGUUCUUUGCAUAGCGGCCACCGCGGAGAAGAGCCACGUGUGGCCCUGCGUACAACCGGGGGCGGGCGCUUUGCGCCGCCCCGCAUCUGCAUCCCUUUUUGACGAGGCUGAGGCCUAUACGUUAAUAGGUGAACUUUUGGUCCAGAUACCUGCCAGAUGAUUUAUUGACGUUGGGCUGUAAGCAUGAUGUAGAGUCGAAAGACUUCGAGCCGCUGCCGUUCGCAUCAGACGAUUGUUUAGAUGACUUUCCACCCGACCAUCUGUUCCUGUUGACCAAAAUUCUGGAACUGACCACGAUGAGUACGGGUGAAGAUGAACCAUCGUCUGGUUUAAAUGGAAGGUUGAGACCGAGAAAAUCUACCAUCCCCAGUCCAUUAACAACCACGAAUAUACGCAAACCGGACUCCAAAUCUGCUCAGGACAAACCUAAAAAAACUACUACCCCGUCCAAAGUUUCUCCAAAUAAACUUGAUGAUCUCACUGACAAGUCUGAUUCACCUGCUCCGCAAAUUCUUUGCAAUUACUGCGAUAAGUCUUUUUCUUCUAAACAAGCUGUCUCUAAACAUAUUCGACGCAUUCAUAUUUUAAGUUCAAAGCAAGAUAAUGUCAUUAACUGCUUGUUUUGUAACCACUCGGAAACUGACUCUAACGAAAUUAUUCGGCACAUGGUCGAUAAUCAUCCAAAUCAAUAUUUCGCAUGUUAUGAUUGUCACACUAGAUUUCCUUCUACUUCAGAACUAGCAGAGCAUAAGCUUAACGUAUGUGAAAAUCCUAAACUACCAUAUCGUAAUAAGUUGCGUCAGAAAACUACGCCAAGAAAGAGCCAAAAUGUUCGGAACAUUAAUGAUAGAGAAUUUGAAAAUGAUGAAAAAAAUUAUUCAGGACAUGCUUUUAACGGUAUCGUUAUAUCAUGUGAACUUAAGCCUACACAUCCUCACGAUCCAAUCGAUAUUGAAGAUAACAUCACGACGAAUUUAAUACUGCCACCGGGAAAAAGUUUGGGUAGCGUCAACGUUAUCGAAAAGAAUGCAAUUAUCGUUCUAGAUGAUUUGCAGUGGAACAAGAGGAUACCCCCCAAUUUCUCUUUUCAUAACACAGAUGCUGAUCAAAUACUAUCUAGACUGGGAGUAGUCCACAGAUCACCGAGGACAGGAGAAAAUACUAAAAAAGACUGGUUAAAGCAUAUUGAUGAUUCAAAUCAAAAAUUUGAAAAAUGUUUUGAUACCAGUUUCUACUCAAAGGUAGCUAGCAAUGUUCAAGAGAAUUUAGCUAAGUUUCUCGAUGGUUCUUUUAACUUUAACCCGGACGCGGAAAACACUAUUAAAACUAGAAAAGCAAAAAAUAGUGUUGCUAUUAAUACAGUAGAAGGAUUUCCUAUUUUGUUGGCUUCUGAUCAGUUCUCUAGGAACGUUUUUGACGGCUAUAUGCCAAGAAGCAUUGCACCAAAGCAUAAAUGGAAAUGGGACAAUCUUGAAAGUGACAAAAACUUAAUGAGUCCCGAACAAAUAAAGCGCGACUCUCACACUAACAAUUGCAUUAUUACGUUGGUUUCCAGCUUAGACAUAUGGACUCAACUUUGUAUGCGACGUAAAUUUGAAGAAAAAUUUACCACCUCACCCGUAGAAAAAGGAAUCGAAAAACAAAGCAUUAUUGGAAAUGAAUUGAAAGAAAUAUUAGAGAGCAGAGAACUUCCAACUUCAUCUUCUCAGGUAGUCAACUAUACUAGCCCGACAUUCCGCACUCAUGAUAGCUUAGACUUUCCUGCUUCUCUCGGCUUAGUACCAAAUGUACCGAACUUUGAUAUAAAGCCAGCGGUUCUAAGCGGAGAGUGGGUGAGGCCGCGUUGCUAUGUUUGUUGUGCUUGUGGAGCGCAAACUCAUGACUCUAGAGCUCUCUCGUCUCAUAUUUCUACUCAACAUGCUAAUGCGCAAAUACAACAUUAUGAAAUAGUUGGUGAAGUUCUAUUAAAUUCGGAUAUCUUAAAGCAUUUGUAUGUACCUCCGAGUCAGCUCAAUAACAGAACUCGACCUCUUCGAGGAUUUAGAGAGUGUACAAAAUGUAGAAAAGGAGUAUCCUUGGAAGAUCUGCAUCAGCAUAUGCUAGACUGUGCUGGUGACACACCAACUGUGCGAAGAAAAUGUAGAUAUCGUCCAUUUGGUGUUCGAAAACGUCGUCCUCGUCUUCCGGAUAAUACUAUACGACAAGAAAUGCGUAAAGAUAUUCCUCAUUCUCGGCAUAACAGGAAAUCACAUAUGAGACCUAGACCUAAAGUCAGAACUGAAGUUGGAGACGCUGAGACUAUAAGAAAAAUGCUGGCAGAUUUACCGGCUAAACGUCAUCGAGCUAUGGUAAAUCCCUUAAGUCCUAUUUUACGUCCUCGAAGAAAGCUUAAUAAACAAAGGCCAAAAAUGGUUAUUAAGAAAAGAGCGAUCGAUGAUAUGAUAAAAAAACCAAAAUCGAGUGAAUUGCCGCCACCGAGUAAUUUUAAUAAUGAAGACACUCAAAACAAUGCGUGUAAUACGAAGAAACCUGACAAUAAAACUCUUCAACUUAUAAAGAAUUCGGCACUAGGAACGUUAAGCCAUAAAAGUUCUUUGAACAAAAAAAAUCCUGUCAAUAAACAUAGAAAAAAGGACUUCGUAACUAAAGAACCAGAAUCUGUUGGAAAUGACGGAACUUACGGAAAUGGGGAAACUGACGGAAAUGGUGGAACUGGCGGAACAGGUGGAACUGGAGGGACUGGUGGCACUGACGGAAAUGAUUCAACCGACGGCAAUGAUGGAUCCGAAGGAAAUGAUGGAACCGACGGAAAUGAUGGAACAGACGGAAAUAAUGGAAAUGAUGGGAAUUAUGGAAAUUAUGGAACUGGUGGAAGUGGAGGAAAUGACGGGAAUGGCGGAAAUGGCGGUAAAGGAAAUGGUAAAGCUGAUAGACUAACGGAGUGCCCAGACCUACCUGCACAACCUUCAGAAAGCGAAGAAAAUAAACAAAUAAAUCAAAAGUCCACUUGCAAUAAUAAUUCGGAAAGAAUUAUUAUUAACGACGGCUCAUAUAUGUCACGAGAACACGGAAAUCGUAGUGGAUCGAACAGCAAAGACGACCAAAAUCCAGGUUGUAGCGGCCGAAAUAGUAAUUCACGAGACUCUUUUGCGCCGUCUCAAAAUGUUCCCUUAAAGCAUUCUAUUGCUCGCUUAACUGCAAGCUCUGAGACCCAUGAUAAGUCUGUUCAAUUUCACCAUUUAUUCUUAGUCCAACAAGAAUGUAAUAAUGUUAAUCAACACUUGCCAUCGGGGCAACGAAUGCUUUUUGAAAAUGAAGCUGUAGUAACUAAGUUAGACAAACCUCCUUUACAUUUCAAUCAUUCAGAAAUAUUAGAUUCCCAAUGUUUUCAACGAAACAAAUUAAACAAACCCCGUAAAGGAUUAAACGAUUGUAUAGCCAUGUUAAGAAAUAAGUUAGUAGAACCAAUUUCGAAUAUUUUACCAGGACAUGUAUCAGUACAAUGUGGCAGCGACGAGCCAUUAGGGCCAGAACCAGUUGUGAUCGAGCGACGACAUUCAACUUCUGAUUCAAAUAUACAAUCUGCACAAAGGUCUUUACAACUGUUUUAUCCCAAUACAACUGUGGAAGAUACUACUUUAAGCUAUGACACGAACAGCCGUAUAACACGUCGAUCUUCAGCACGACAGGGACAUAGUUCCCGCCGAGAAAAAAUUAUGGAUGUUCAACCAAAUAACGAUUUUAUGUAUUGGAAUCAAUUUUACUAUAAUAAACAAACGUUACCUACUAAUAAAAGCAGCCAAAGGUACAAUAAACGUGAAUCGACUCGUCGAAGAUCUGUUGUUUCAACAGAAGAUUUAUUACUACAACAUGCAAUGAAUUUAGAAUUAUUGGCUAAAAGUAAUAGAAAUCUUAACAAUAUUACUGAUUACCAAUUCCCCAAUAUAUCAACAAACAUACCAAUACCACAAAAAACAUCAAGAAAAAGUCGUCAAGAUGGACCUAGAACGAGAUCUACUUCUAAUAAUAGUAUGACAAAACCGAAAAAUAAAGCUACGCCAAGGACACGCCAAAAAAAAGUUACAGAUUUAAACACUUCUCAAGGGAAUAUUCAUCAAAAAAUAUCAGAUGUCGAAACUCAGUAUAUAAACAAAAGAAAUGAAAGACAUUUUGAGCAUGGCACAAUUAUUAACAAUAUAAGUUCAACAACUGAAAAAAGUGAUCAUUAUUAUGUUCAAGAGAGGAUAGAAGAUAAAACAAGUGAACUUGGUGUGGAAAAAACAAUAUUACAUUCAAGUGAUAUGUCAGAAGAGCAGCCGUGCUCAAACAUGUGUCAAAAUAUGCCCAUAAUUCAAUACGCCAACGACUAUGAUACACUUCCUGUUCAUUAUAAUAUGCACAUAAAUUCAGAGUCAACAACACCCCUUGACCUCUCAAACAAAACAGCUAGAGUGGAAGAUUCGCGACAAUACGUAACAGAAGAACCAUACUGUGAAGGAACUUAUGAUAUUUAUGAGACUUUAGAUUUAUCUAAUAAAAAUAUGAAUACUGUACCAGAAAAAGAACUUUGCGUAAAUAAUGAUGAAGUAGUAGACUUACGCGUUAAUAAUAGUUCUCAGUUGUUGCCAUCACACUCGACAACAUCAUUAUCAGAGUUAAGAAGCGAUCAUUUAGAAGACAACGCAUCAGCUUUCUCUUAUGGACACCCCGAAAGAUGGGCAUUUGAACCAGAUGAUUGUUUACCAACAGAUUUAUCUAUGAGAAGGAAUGGUAUAUUGACGGAUUCUUAUGAAAAAAGACGGCCUUAUACAAACGACAAUACUGUAGAAAUUAAUAUAAUUGAAGAUUUAUCUCACCCAACUAACCAUGUACGUGAAAUGUGUAUAAUUGCUCCACAAAGAGAGGACUUUGAUAUUGAAGAACCCACUGAUUUAUCAAUUCGUAGAAUCGAAAGUAGAUCGAAUAAUUUUAGUGAUUGUAUUUCACAAGAACAACAUAUUCGCUUAAAUGAUUGUUCAAAUAACAUCAACAAACAAUCAGGCCAUCAUAGUGAAGAAAUUCCAGCUGAUUUGUCUACUACAAAUAAAGAAACAAUGCAUAAUAAUUAUUAUUUAGAUAAGCAAAGAAUGCCUCAAUAUUUAGAUGCAGCGGUUUCAAAUAACCAUGAUAUAGAACCUGUUAUUGAUGGUAUAGGCCCACAAGGAAACUUAAAUUCCAUGGAAUCAGGACAAAUUAUAAGCGCUCAUUACAAUCUUACAGCGCGAGUUCCAGUUCAAGCAGCUGCAUUAGAACCUCGAAAUAUCAUCACAUUUUCUAAUCCCUUAUCAAAUGAAACAAAAAAUAUGUCUACAGCAGACUUAGUAUCCGCAUCUGUACCAUGCGACUUACCAAUAUCGAUUAAUUGCCCAUCGAUAAACGAAUGUGGUAAUCGCAAUGAUGUAACUUACUUAAUUACAGAUAUGCCAUUAAGCUUAUCCACUAAAAAUAUUGAUGAGACUAAAGUUUGCGGCCUAAUGCGUCGUGAAUUUGUGCCUAGCCAUUAUGAAUAUGAAAAUACUACGGCAACUAGUACGUUUUCGCAAAUUAAAGAAGCAGAACCCGCAAGUACAAACAUGAAUACCAACCUAAGUGUUACGUCUAAAGCCUACACACAAGUUCGGCCAGUUAAUGAAACAUCUGUCCUUCGUAAAUCAAGUUCUACACCUAUGGGACAUAAAUCUAAUAACAUUAACAAUAGAAAGUUAUCUUGUGAGAAUGAGUUAUCAAAGGAAAAAAGUCCAGUUCCUAUUUAUAGAUUAGAUAUGGAAAAUUGUAAUAUAGACGCUAUAAAAGAAAAUUACAAUAAAACCAAUUUAGAUCAGGAUCCAGAAACAGCUAAAAAGAUAGCAAUGUUACCCAAAGAGCUCGUAGAAAUUUUAGGGACAAUGCCUGCAGAUCAUCGCAUUCAACUUCUGAAUGUUUUGCCUCAAUAUGUAUCAUCAUCAACAUCACCUGUGUUGUCCCAAAACACUGGAAGUGUAACACAUGACUCGACUUGUCUUUCUGCUAAUUCUUCAUCGUCUUCACUUGUAAGCAAUCUGGCAGAAAAUGACAUCAAAUCAUCUGAAAAUGUACCUUUAUUACCAAACCAAACUACGUCUUCUCAAAUUUUACAAUUUGUUGAAACAUCACCGACAGCAGUUACGAGUUCUAUACUAUUAACACCACCUACACCUCAACUGUCAGAUCGCCAUUCAAAUCAAUCCCAUGAAAAUAAUGAAAUUAAAUCUAUAGAAUAUCGAAGAAAAUCUAGAAUUUCAACAGAUGAACAAACUCCACACAAAAACAUUAUUAAUGAAAAUUUUAAUGCUGGAUCACAUCCAACAGCAUUAGAUGAAUAUAAUCGCCAAGACCGCAUAAUUGAUUUGACCGGUGAUGAGUUUUCAUCAGAAGUUCCUGAUGUUUCGUAUAAUACGGAACCAUACACGAAAUUAACUCGUCCCACAAAAGACAUGCCAAGUUCAAUAGCGGCUCCAAAAUCCAUAGCAAUAAAGACGAACAGUGACAAAACUGCAAGUCUGAGGGCAGUACGUAUUAAAACUUCAUCUGAAAGACAAAGAACGGUUUUAACUGAAAAUACACUGGCGAAGAAACAUGUUGAUAGUACCUCACAUUUAGCUGAAGAAGAACUUCAAAAUAAAUGUUCCGAAAUAACUAUUGCUAUGGCUAUCCAACAAGACGAAAUAAGUAGCACACAACAACGUCCAGCCAUAAAAAAGUCUACGACACUACCGAAUAGUGAUUUGUAUCCAAUAGAACGCAUUUCAAAUAAUGUACAAAUGCCAGUAGAUAAAAAAACAGAAGAAAAUGAUUACGAUGUCAGUUUUAGUUUACCUGAAAAACAAAAUGUAGUAACUUCGUCUCUCUUGAAGGAUACUCAUUGUAAUUUGAAAGAUGAAAUAAUAACAAAAGACAGUAUGCACCUGGCUCUUAACAAUAAUUCAUCAAAAUUACCCAUGACGGUAAAUGCGAUUGAUGUAAGAUUUUCAAAUAAUACUGCAAAAGAUUACUGCUCACGCUCAAAAAAGCUUGAUGGAUUACUAAAAGACAAAAAUGUGACUAAGACUGAAGGUUUAAUAUCGCUUGGGUCAAAAAAGGAAUUUACCGUAGAAGAUGAUGAUUCUGAAGAUGAUGUUACGUUAGCUGUUAUAGUAAAACAAAAACAUCGUAGCUUAAAUUCAUCUCGCAGUGAUCAAACAUUAUGUGAAAAAGAGAAUACUAGAAAAGAAGUUCCAAUGUCAUUAGAUAAUUCAUCGUCUGACCAACAAAACCAAGUGUUGCCUAAUAAAAAUGUAUCUCCUAAAAUGGGAAGUUUAUGUACAUCACAACUGCCGAAUUGUUCCACUGAUACCACAAAUAACUUAAAAUGUAAUGAAAAUGAAACAAAAUUACCUGAAUUAUUUUCUAGAAAAAAAGGUAGAAAAGGCCGUCGCUUUAAUAUUAUAGAAAGCACCAACUAUGUGGAGCAUCAAGGGUCAUCGUGUAGCAAAGAAGCAGAGAGCAAAGAUGAAAUUAAUAAAGAAAAUAAUAUUUUUACGGAAAAUGAAGUAAAUGUGGAAGUUAUCGAUGAUUCAAUUAAUACAGAACCAAGUGAACCAAAUACUGUUCGACCAACGUCAAUUAAUAUCAGUGUAGAAAGUGAGAAAGAAGUUAUUUCUGGAGAAAAAGCUAAAGUAACGCAAGAGUCUGAUUGCCUUUCUUCCGAUAACCUUUACAAAGUUGAACCAAAUACAAAAGCAAAUAUUGAAAGUGACCAACACGUUAGAGAUGAUUCAAAUGAAAAUAAAUGCUCAAAAACAUCUGCUCAUACAAAAGGUGGUGCUGUUGAAGCUGUAGAGAGUGAUAGAGUUUCUUUAAAAAAUGUGCAAAUAACAGAAAAGUGCAAAAGAUCUCUUUAUUCAGACCAGUGUCAUAAAAUAAAUGAAACUCAAAUAAUUGACGAAAAAAAUCAUCACGCUGAUGUUGUUAAAAUUAUGGAGCCAAAAAUUAUAUCUCAUAGCACAACAGCUGUGGAAAAUUUUGUAGAAAAUAAAAGUGAAACCGAAAAAGACGAUAUGAAUCUGACACCGUUACGACGAAGUAGACGAGGAAAAUCAUUGUUUAUUGAUAGUAGAUCUAUUUUGAAUGAAAAUACUUUGAUUGCUGAUAACACUACUGAACAAAGGACUCCAUUAACAAAAAAACAAUUAAUUUUUUCGAAACUUUUACAAGACGAAGAAAAUCAUAAAAAUCCUUUUUUGACUACUACAUCUAAUCAACCAAUUUCUGAAGCUGUAUCAAAAAGCCUUAAUGAAAAUAAACCUGAUAAUAAUCGUGAUAGUGAAUUCAAUAAAUACGAUGCCGAUGAAAUCAAAUGUAAUAAAAGAAAAAAAUCACCACAAUCUAAGAAGAGAUUGAAAAAGAAAAAGUCAGUGACGAAUAUACUAAUAACUAAUCAAGAUCCAGAAGAGCAAGAUGCUAAUAAGAAGAUAAAAAGCCUAGAAUUAAAUGAUACAACACCUGAUAGCAAGAUGUCGCCAAUUUUAGUAACAUCUCAAAUAAAUCCAUUAAGCAAAAAAAAUGUAACUACAACCCCAACAGAUCAAACAGGUGAUGACGGUGAUAUUCAAAGUACUGUUAUUACAAAAAAAACAAUUGAAAAACGAAAAUCUGAUUCUCCUAAUAGAGAUGAAUCACUAUCAAUUUCGAAACUAAAGAAACCUAAAUUAAAUGAUGAAGUUACAGUAGUGUCGCAUAUAGAAUGUAAAAAGGAUAUAAUAAUUUCUGAACCUGAAAUAAAACUAAAGAGAAACAAGGAUUCUUCGCCUACAGCAGUUACCACGCGGAUCACAACAUGCUAUAAUAAGGCAAUAAGACGAGCACGUUCAAAGUCAGUUUGUAUAAAAUCAUCAGGAACGGAAUUAUACGAUCCAUAUGAUAUUGAUAAGAUUGAAGAUUUGGAAGAUGUGAUUGAUAAAACUGAACCAUUAGUUAGAAUAGAAGUAUCUCCAAAAGUUCAGUUUAACACAUCGAAAUCGGAAGUUGCAAUUAAGACUCGAAAAUUAAGUAAAACCGCACCUUCGGCUAUAAUUGAUAUAUUACCCUCCGAGGCCAAAGCUCCUGUUGAUGAUGUUGAUGAUGGUGAUGAUAAUAUAGAUAAAAGGGAUACUGCGGAAUAUAAUAAUAACUCCAAUGUUGACAUGAAAGAUGGUAGCAGUGAUUCUGAUGCAUCUUCAAAAAGCGACGUUCCACUAAAAAAAUAUGUACAAGAAAAGGAGAAAAAGCUCACAGAAAUACUACCUACAUCAGAACGAGUGGAAAAAUCCAUUAAUAUCGAACCAAACAGUAAAACGGAAGAAAAGUUAAAAAUACGCAAAAGAUAUAAACAAACUCAAUCUAUAAACAACAACGACUUAAAAAAUAGUAUUAAUAAGACACAAAAUGAAGAAGAGCUACGUUCCGAGCAAUUUAUGGAAAGUUUUGGUUUCUUCUCCGAAAGAAAACCGAGAAAAUCGAAUUUAUUGGCGUCCAAGAAAAUUUCUGAAACAUUCAAUUUAAUUGAAAACGAUGAAAUGUAUUAUGCAUCUAAAGACCGUGCCACUAAAAAAUCUGCAAAUGAUAUUAAAACAGAGGAUCAGGCGUUAUCAUUAAGAAAAUCAAAAUCUACCAUUUCACCUCCCAAAAAACCUACAAAACGAGGAAGGAAAAAGAAAACAACCAUAAUAAUUCAACCUAGUUUUUGUAAUAUCUGUAAAAAAUUUUUUCGCAGAUGGGAUAAUUAUGUAAGACAUUUGUUAUCCCUGUAUCAUAUUUCAAGACUCUGUGAAAUUGAAUUAAAAGUGAAAACAGUACUAAUUGAAGAGGAACCCAACUAUUUGCUUGCUUAUAGGCAGCAACUUAAUCGAUUAAAAGUACUACAAAAUAAAAUAGCGAAACGGAAAAAGAAUUGUUUGUCUACUGCAGAUAUUGUUCUUCCGACGCUUGAGGAAAUUUUAGCUGACGUAAAAAGAACAAUACGGGAACAACAGCUUUCUCGUCGGAGCUUAAGUCGGGAUGAGGCGUUGUUCAUAGAUUGUUGUGAAAUGUUAAAAGAGUCUCAUCAAAAUCAAGGCUCACCUGUCAAACGAGUUCGUCAAUGUAAUAGUUUUAAUUGUGAACAGGCAUGUCAAGAAGAGUUAGCGUUGUUAGAAAAAAGCAUUCUUGAUGACAGAUGUGCUAUUAAAAGUGAUGAGGAAAUGGAUUCUAUAGCAGCAAAAAAGAUAUUGGAAAGUGAAGAAGUUCGAAACUUAGAGAAUGAUUUGAUAUCCAACCUUAAAGAAGCUAACGGACUUAAAGGAUUAACUAGUGUUCAAAUGGAAUCAGCGGGAAAUUUGACUACUAUAACGGAUUCGCAAACUAUUUUAUCCAAUUAUGAAGUAACAGAAGAGUCAAACAGAUCUAAAUAUAAGCCGCAUAUUGAAGUUAAAGAAAAAUUAUAUCCUGAUGUCAUCGAUAACAUAGAUAUGUUCGAAGAUAAAUUUGAUAAAAUAAAAAGAAAGUGUAGGUCUCAAGCAGCAGCUGCCAAACAAAUUCAAACAAACGUCGAAAUAAAAACCAGUUAUAACCAUAGAAAAAAGACAGAAAAGAAAAAAGUGAACAAUAGAAAAGGUCAAAACACGGUCCCAACCAAGGCCGCUUUAAAAGGAUUCGAUGGAGUUAAAGUUUCAAUUCAUACCUCGGAUAUUAAUAUGUCCGCAAUCGUACCCCUUGAAAAAGUUCACAGGAAAAAAAGGAAGAGUGGUUCUAAAAAGAAGAGGGAACGAUCAAAUUCCGAAAAAAGUAGCCAUCGGGAAAGCAAUAAUUUCACAAAAGAAUUAUCUCAGAAAAAAGUUGACGUCUAUGAAUUUAUGGAUACAGAAGAUACCGAAGUUUUUGAAUUUAGACCAUCAACUCUUAUGGAAAGACUUAAAAGCAUUAACAGCAAAGAAAUACCAAGUACAUCUAAAUCAAUAAAUGAAACCGAAUUAGCUGAAAUAUCGAGUGAAAGCGGGUCAGAUGGCGACGACUUCGUUUAUAUGUCUGAUGACUAUGUCUGUAGUGACGACGAAACUGAAAACAGUGUGUUAUCAUGUGAAUUAGGUAAUGGUAAAGGAACCAAUGAGCACAACAAAACUUCGAAUCUAAUUAAAAGAAAAGAAGCUACAGAGAAAAAUGCUGUGAUGGGUAAAAUAUUCAAAAAUAACGCUGUACGUACCGAAAGAAAAAGCCCAAAAAGUACGGAAUUUGUUAAGCCUAAAGCUAAUCUAGACCAAUUGUUUGAUAGUUUACUAGAAAAUGAACCCAAAACCUCCCAAGUCGAAAAUGAUCAAGUGUCUAGUGAAAAAGACGAAGUGCCACCGUCACGGGUGUAUCUCAGCUUAUCACCUCAAAAAGAAGAUCAAUCGCGGUAUAACAAAUCUUUAAAACGUUUAGAUCAAGCGUCAGCGACUCAAAAGUACAGUACACCCUCACCUACUUUACAUCCGUCUUUGGCGUCAUUUUCUACAAGGCGCAAAUCUAUAACACCCCCAAGAAAAUUGGAACCGAAUAUCAACCCAGUUUCAAUUUCAGAGCAUGACUCUUUAACAUUGAAACCAAACGAAGAUUAUAAAAAAAUUGAAACAACAAAGGAGGAUAGUACAUACAAGGAGAUUCAUUUAAAGAAACACGAAUCUUCACUAUCCAGCAAUAAAAAUCUUACUGCGGCUAAUACUGACAACACACUACGCAGACGAAGUCAUGAUUUUGGUUACGAGGAACCGAAAUCUAAGGAAGUUUUUAACAGGGAUAAAUCGGAUAAAAAAAAGAAAGAAACCCCCAGGCAUGACUGUUAUGACGAUGACGUGGAAUCAUUCAACCACAUUUUGUCAGAAGAUGCUGGUGUUGCGAGACAGAGAGCGCGCAGAAAAUGUACUGUUGGAAAGCAGAACGUUCUAGCUGAGACUUGGAGUUCCGAGUCUGAACCGGAUGGUGAUCCUCCGCGACCUAACAGUGCCGAGUCUGUAGCCGCGGGCAGCGGACGAAAAAAGAAAGGAAGGAAGAAAGAUGGUCAGUCGAGCAGCAAUCGAAAGGCGAGCAGGCUAGUUUCUGUGAAGAAGCACGAAUAUGAAAGCAGGGUAGAUAGCAGUAAUCGCAGCGCAGGAAGUGGCGUGCCGGCAAGGCCGCGGUCACCGCCUCACUACUGGUCGGAGGGCGACGAGGAGCAAGAGCACCCCCAGCAACACGGCUGGAUAGUCGGCGAUAGUCACAAGAAACUCGUCACUAUGUUAGCUCAUGCGAAAGGGCGUAAGCGCAGCGGUGAUGAGAAACGUCACUUGCUCGAGUAAGGCUACGUUUUAUAGGGUAUGAUAAUGUUUUCUUGUAAAUAUUUUGUACAUAAUAUUCUAGUUGUUUAUGAACGUCAUUAUUAUGACGUUACGACCAGAAACUUUUAAAUCUAGUUUAAUUAAUUUCAGUUUUGUAAAUAUUGUAUAUCUUUUAUAGUAUAUUUUAGUUAAAUUUUUAAAAGAGCAUACAUACUGCUUGUGUUGAGUUAAUAGAACCGACUGUUAAACAACCUCUGCAGUAUAUUAGCUAAAUUAUUAGCGGAGUAUAUUUUAUUUCGAAUUCGAUAUGUCAUCUUAUAUUGAUUUCACAGUUUAUCUUUUAAUAUAUUAAUUCGAAGGAGAUAGAGCAUUGUCUUAAAAUAAUAUGAUAAUAGGCGUUUGUAGGUUAGUUGUAGAGUAUCAGCGCUAAUUUAAUGUGUCUAAUAGAGAAUCUAUCAAAAAGUAUAUUCACUUUAAUCUUAUCCGCGCUUUUUCUUAUCAGUUUUAUUGGAAGAAAACAUUAUGUUAUUGUGUUAAUCGUUUUCUAGCCGCGAAGGGAAAUAAAGCUUCGAGUGUCAUUGAAUUUAUUUCAUAAAAGAGCAAACGUUCAUUUGAAUACUGUAUUUAGUAUGUUUGAAGAUAUAUGGUUUUAUGAUAUUGUAUUUGAAAUGUAAAGCAUGAGUUGCAGCGUCGUGUAAAUAAAAUAUAUUAGAUGUGAUUUCUACAAUUAUAAAAACACGAUAUAAACUGAAUUGUUUGUGUAAAUGUUUAGUCUAAAGUGCCCCCUUUUCUUUUGUGAAUACGACUUAUGCCCGGUUUCUGAAUUCACCAGUGAAAAUUUCACUAGCUAUUGGUUUAAUAAAGUUAACUGUUACUGCCUUCCUGAAUACUCAUCUAGCGGUUUAGUAAUUAUGAAACCGAUAUUUCAGCCAGUAGACGGGCCUCGUGAGGAAACGCAGUCAGACAUUGAUUUUAUUGUUUUAUUUCUUUGUAAAAAACUUUAUACAUAAUAACAUGGUCUUCGAUUGGUAAUAAGUGCCCAAAAAUAUAAUAUAAAUUAUGAAUAUUUCUCUCUCCCAUUUAUCAUUGUCAAAUAUUUAAAAGAGUUAAAAAUAAAUCAUAUUUAUUAUUUUGCAGUGUUAUGAAUUAAUUUGUAUUAUGAUAUUGUUUCUAAAGCGAUAUCUCAAUUAUUUUUUAUACGUAAAUGUUUCGAGCUUGAUGUUAACUCUAUUUCUAAUCAGACUGAUGAGUUAUGCUCGUAUUAAUAAACCCAUACUAGUCGUGUUGUGUUUGAAUGUGAAUAAUAUUAAUAACGUACGAAUUUGUGUAGUAUAAUCGGCACACAUUGGUCGGUUAAGGUCGGUAGGGUAAGUUCCCUUCGAACCAAUAGCAUUAAUCAAUAGAAAAAAUGUCAAUAAAGGUACUUCAGAAACUGGACAUAACACCGGACACAUUUUACUGCGUACAUCUUUCGAGAAGUUGUAUUUUCUGUGAUUUUUGCAUAAUAUUAGCGAAAUAUAACGUUUCGAUUUUAUUACGUAUAAAUUGUAUUUUAUUCCUGACAUUAAAGAAAUAAUUUAUUUACAAAAGUCUGUCUAUAAGUUAAUGUCUUAGAGAAUGUUUGUUUGGCAACGAUCGCGAGGGGCUGAUAACGCGGUCUGCGUGUUGUGUAAUUUUGAUUUUGUUAACUAUUUUUAUACAUUAGAUUUUGAUUAGUCAAUUAACACAUGAAAUCUCAAGCUUUAGUUGUCUAUAUAUAUCUAGUCCAAUAUGUAUCGAAGAGUCGAAGGAAAUUCAGUUUGCCUCAUUAUCAGCCUCGGAGCUAUGUGAUCAUUUUUCCAUUACAAAAGAAGACUUAUCUAAUGGUAAACUAUGUCUAAUGAGUAGAGUAAACGAGUUCAUUUCUUAAGACAAAGCUCAAUGUUGAAAUUUUGUUUUAGUUUACCCAGCACAGUACUAAAUAUUACCCAUCGAAUAGUUUUUGUAGUAGAUAUUAUAUAAUACCAUCAAUCUGUGUGUAUAGCCUCCCAAAGUGAUCGUACUAGCUGUUUAAGGUAGAUUUAUUGAAUAUUUGUUUCAUAUAAACAUAUUAUAAUAAAUUAACCGCCACGAUGAAAUUUUACUUGUGUACUCCGUAUCUUAAGACAUUGAUGUAUAAUUCACUCUGUCAAACUAUGGUGUAAAGUGUGUCUGUCACAUCGAUGUCACACCGCAGCGGUCAGUGUUCAGUGGUCUAGUAGCCAGUCAGGUGCAGCGUUGUUCUCCUUUAUGUAAUCUUCUGGGGUUUCGUAUCUACGUGCCCGCUAUUAGAGAAUCAAGUCUACAUGUUUUUAAAAAUCUGUGUUAUUUCAUAAGAUGAAUUAAGAAUUAAAAUAUAUACUUUUAAAUAUAUGUGGUAUAUA